Messenger RNA from Symbiodinium pilosum, 810 nucleotides. NCBI's taxonomy places the organism in Eukaryota, Dinophyceae, Suessiales, Symbiodiniaceae. The record is from the annotation of a GenBank genome assembly.
AUGCAUCAGGAGCUUGAUCGCAAGAGGCGUGCAAACAAGCUCAUCAGUGAUGCAUUGGCACGAAGAGGAGUGCAAGCCCGAAACAUAGAAACCAAGACAAGCUUGCGGGAUGAUUUGGGUGAUGCGUCGCGGCAGUUGGCCAGUGCUGAGACGAAAGUGAGAGAAGCUCGGGAAUGCUUACUGGAGCUUCAAAAAAGGUUCCUGGUGAUGAGUCUGAGAUUCAACUACCGAUGCAAGGCAGGCAUUGCUGCCACUGCUUCGUCUGUCAGCCAGUUGCUGCUUGAACGCUUCCCCCGUGCCGCGGACUUCAUACAAGAAGAGACCACAACUCCGGGAUCAAAGCCGUUGUUCGUGCGCUUGCCAAGCAACAGUCUGCUCUCUUUGUACCUCCUUGGCAAGGGCGAUUCACAACUGCCCGCUGUAGAUCCAACCUGCACGGCUCUGCUUGUUCGGAACGAUCGGGCUCGCAACGACCUUCGGAAGAGGAUUCAGGGGUUGAUCCUUACACCUGCAGAGGCCAAGGGCCUCGAAUUCGAUCUCGUCAUUUUGGUGAACUUGUUCUCCAGCGGCAGUGACGAGAUUUGGGACCUCGCGGAUGAUGAGUCCAGUUCAACACAACUCGCCCGUGCUGAUGCCAACCAGGAAGAUCUAGCAUCCGCAGACAAAGCCAGGCUGUGGAGAAUUGCUUUGGCCAUUCCAGAAUUCAAGACGCUUUAUGUGGCGAUUUCGCGAGCUCGCUCCGGCUGUGUUUUCCUGGAAACUGAGAGUUCGAGCACUUCACGCCAAUCUAUGCUACAAAGGCAUACUUAG